Herpailurus yagouaroundi (jaguarundi) is the source of this 2123-nucleotide messenger RNA. It is a transcript of the gene WDR5, whose product is annotated as WD repeat domain 5. The record is from RefSeq and is a predicted model, not a curated record. Gene Ontology annotation, molecular function: histone binding. Lineage: Eukaryota; Metazoa; Chordata; Mammalia; Carnivora; Felidae. Bases 1 to 459 code for a protein of 152 amino acids. The transcript has 7 exons. Gene Ontology annotation, cellular component: Set1C/COMPASS complex.
AUGGCGCGGAAGAACUUGCUGCCGUUUCUGUGUUGCAGCCGCAUCUGGGACACCGCCUCGGGCCAGUGCCUGAAGACCCUGAUCGAUGACGACAACCCACCUGUGUCUUUUGUGAAGUUCUCUCCAAACGGCAAGUACAUCCUGGCUGCGACCCUGGACAACACGCUGAAGCUCUGGGACUACAGCAAAGGGAAGUGCCUGAAGACCUACACCGGCCACAAGAAUGAGAAAUACUGCAUUUUUGCAAAUUUCUCCGUCACUGGUGGGAAGUGGAUCGUGUCUGGUUCCGAGGACAACCUGGUGUACAUUUGGAACCUGCAGACCAAGGAGAUUGUACAGAAACUACAGGGCCACACAGACGUCGUCAUCUCCACGGCCUGCCACCCGACGGAGAACAUCAUCGCCUCGGCCGCGCUGGAGAACGACAAGACCAUUAAGCUCUGGAAGAGUGACUGCUAGGCGCCGCGGGGGCUGGCGGGAAGGCGGCCGGUCGGCGAGCAGCGCGGUGUCUGGAGGGGGCCCCUCCGUCCGGGCCUGGGGGGUCGGGAGGGGCCUGGAUGGAGCCACCGCUGAGGACGACGUGGCGGAGGGGGUGUCUACCACCGGAAGGUUCUACAGGUUGCUGGUGACAUUUCUUGCCGAUCCCUCUCACGCUGUCUGGGGAAGUUUCUGGUCUGUAUUGUGUUCAAACAGAGUCAACACAAAUUUUUAAUUUUUUAUUACAGAAGGGUGAAGUUCAAUUUAUCACGAGUUGUGUUUUUUUCCAGUAAAUGUUCUGUACCUUCUCUGGUAUCUUAUUGCCCAGUGCAAGUGCGGCGAGCAGCCGCCCCCGUGGCCCCCCCUUGUCUGUUCAGUAGAUGCUCUAGCCACUCGGUCCGCGGUCACCGGUUCCUGCUGUCGUCGUGCCCAGUGUGUGCGGUCUUUCCGGAAAACGCAGAACACUGUAAGAUUCUUUCCGUGUAAAACCCUUUGUGUGUGGGAGUUCGUGGUUCCCGUGCGGACAGCGUGGUGUUGUUCUGGUACCUCCCUGUGUCCCCCGCGUGCCCCCCGCGCGCCCCCGCGAGCUGUAAUAAAAGGUAGGAGUCUGCACAGCCGUGGCGACGGAGUUCUCACGCGAAGCCUGUCUGCGCUUGGCCUUUUCGCGGAAAGUCUCCCCGAUGGCAGGAAGUGGAGGGUUCCCGCGCCCUCCCCGCCCAGGAAGCCCGGCGCCACGGAGGAGGGCUCCCCUCCCCGUGUGGGCCGGGGAUGUGUGAGGGGGUCCGGGGGCAAACCCGGGAAUUCCGUGUAGCUGGAGGGGAGCUGGUGUCCCUGAAGUGUCCCGUCGAACGUCGCAGGCGGCCGUGUGCGCGAAGGCUGGGCCGUAGGAGGCCCCGAGGCCGUGGGUCCAGGCUCAGCUCAGGCUGGGCUUCGUCUCCCCGCUGCCGACCUCGGGACCGAGGGCUUCGUGGGGUUCCCGGGGCUGGCACGGCAGGGGGAGCCGGGUGCCACCCACCCCCGCGGCCCGAGUGCGGGGGCGGGAGCCUCCGGUGGCGCGGCUCCCUGAAGGGGUGUGGGGGGGAGAGCGGGGUGAGGAAGCGGUGCUGGGAUUGCCAGGCCCGGGGACCCCUGCGUGCAGCGGGCCCCCCACCCCCACCCCGCCCCGCCUUUCCUGGGGCCCCGGGUCCUGGGCUGGGGAAACAGGGCUGCUCUCGACAGGCUUCCCGGCCCCACCCCGGUGGCCGUGGUUGCUCAGCCGGGGGUGGCAAUUCUAGCAAAGGGCAUCUGGAGACGGACUCCCUUGUGUCUCCCCGUCCUCUCCCCGGAGGCGGACGGCGAGCGGGCUGUCUGUGCAGAGGUGAACUGCAGUAGAAUGCGGUCAGCGCCCGGGGCCGGGGAAACCCACUUGGCAGCGUAUUUUGGUAGGAAAGGCGGAGGCCGCGUGUGCCGGCAACGUUCCUGAGACCUUGGGACUGUCUCGUUGGUUCUGGUGUGACAGCUCAGCUCGGCCCUCGGAGCAGAGGGGUGUGGACGUGGAGCGCUGUGCCCUUGGAUAUAGUUUAUUUUUUCUACGUUUGAAUUCUCUGUUGUAGAUUUGUGUAAAGAUACAUCUCUCUUUUAAAAAUAAAGAUUUUCAUGUCUUGUAA